Messenger RNA from Lynx canadensis (Canada lynx), 2281 nucleotides. It is a transcript of the gene PHACTR3, whose product is annotated as phosphatase and actin regulator 3. The record is from RefSeq and is a predicted model, not a curated record. The coding region runs from base 366 to 1754 and encodes 462 amino acids. Gene Ontology annotation, biological process: actin cytoskeleton organization. The transcript has 12 exons. NCBI's taxonomy places the organism in Eukaryota, Metazoa, Chordata, Mammalia, Carnivora, Felidae. Gene Ontology annotation, molecular function: actin binding.
CUGGCUCGGUGAUAGGGGCGGCCCCCUGAGACGGGACAGCAGACCCUCGCAGCUGCCUCUUUGGGGUGUUGGGAGGGCUCAGGAGUCAGAGCAGACAAUGUCCUGUGUGUGAGCCGGGCCCCCGUGAGUGCGACCCGAGCUGGCUGGCUGAUCACGCGGCUCUUUGGACCUCCACCCCCGUUCUGCGCACCCCUGUCUGUGAGGCUGGACAGCGGCCCCUCUACUCACACCUCCCGAAGUCAGAGUUCAGUGUCUCAGUUUCGUGCGUACUUCUGGCCCCCGGACAUUGGAUUGGAAAUUGGACUAAAAAAGGAAAUUAUGCUCCCUUUGCCGGAAAACGUCUUCCUGCUGCACUGGAGAAGAAGAUGGCCGGCAGGCAAGGUCGGGAGGAGCUCAUCAAGAAGGGUCUGCUGGAGAUGAUGGAGCGGGAUGCUGAGAGCAAAGUGUGCAAUCCUGACGGGGGCCCCCGAGCGGCACAGAGCGAACCGUCCACCCCCAAGCAGGAGAUGCUGACUUCAGAAGAAGCCCAGCCAGGAAGCCCUUUGGCCACCGGGACAGACCAGCCUUCCCUGGACGCACCACUGCCCUCGGACUCCCAUUCUGAUGACGCAGCCAAGAUGCCGUCGGCAUCCAGAGGUGAAGAAGCAGACGCCUCCGGCAGCCUCCCGCCUACCGCGGAUGAACCCUCUCAAGCCUUAGCCGGGUCUGACUCCCUGGACAGUCCUCCCAGACCCCUGGAGAGAUCCGUGGGCCAGCUCCCCAGCCCCCCGCUGUUGCCCACGCCACCACCCAAGGCAGGCUGCAAAACCACGAAAAAUGUCACAGGCCAGCCUGCACUCUUCCAAGGCUCUGGCGGGAAAAACACUGACCCUCCCCUCCGAGGACAGCUUUCCACGCCCACGGGGUCUCCACAUCUUGCCACUGUCCACCGGCCACUGCCCCCCAGCCGCGUCAUUGAGGAGCUGCACAGGGCGCUGGCCACCAAGCAUCGCCAGGACAGUUUUCCAGGACGGGACAGUAAAGCGUCCCCGAAGAAGCGGGUGGACGUCCGCCUGUCGAGAACGUCCAGCAUGGAGCGGGGCAAGGAGAGGGAGGAGGCUUGGAGCUUUGACGGCGUCUCGGAGAGCAAGAGGACGGCAGCCAAGGGCUCGGAGGAGAACAAGGAGAACUUGAUCGUGAAUUCCGAACUCAAGGACGACCUGCUGGUGUAUCAGGAUGAAGAGGCUCUGAAUGACUCCAUCAUCUCUGGAACACUGCCGAGAAAAUGCAAGAAGGAGCUCUUGGCGGUGAAGCUACGGAAUCGGCCCAGCAAGCAGGAAUUGGAAGACCGGAACAUUUUCCCCAGGAGGACUGACGAAGAGAGACAGGAAAUCCGGCAGCAGAUUGAGAUGAAACUCUCCAAACGGCUGAGCCAAAGACCUGCCGUGGAGGAACUGGAGAGAAGAAAUAUCUUGAAACAAAGGAACGAUCAGACAGAGCAGGAAGAAAGAAGAGAAAUCAAGCAGAGAUUGACAAGAAAGCUUAAUCAGAGACCCACAGUUGACGAGCUAAGAGACCGAAAGAUUCUGAUACGGUUCAGUGACUAUGUGGAGGUGGCGAAAGCUCAGGAUUAUGACAGACGGGCAGACAAGCCGUGGACACGACUGUCAGCGGCCGACAAGGCAGCCAUUCGCAAAGAGCUCAAUGAAUACAAAAGUAACGAGAUGGAGGUCCAUGCAUCAAGCAAGCAUUUGACAAGAUUCCACAGGCCAUAGAGAUUUUCUUCUGAGAAGAAUUUUUGUUUAAUUUUUGAUACCAACACUGAACAUUCGUCAGGGAACUUUCCUGAAGUUCAGCUCCAGACCCCCUGCUGUGUCAGCGCCAGGAGCAGGAUCACGCGGGCAGGUGGUCUGGGCUGUGCUCACCUGUACGAGGAGAAACCAGGGGACGGCCUUCACUCUCUGGUGUCUGAGGGGUAGGAACUGUCGGGCCAGUUAAGACCCAGAGUCGCUCUCCCACAAGAAAACUGUCCUUUGCCUUCGAGCCUUGUUUCGCAGCCCUGCGGUGAGACGGGGGGCGGGCGACGGGCAGGCGCCGGCACCCCUCCGGGCCCCCGACACGGGACGCGCGGCACAGUGACGUUCAGUAUUCUGCUGGAAAGACAUUUUUAUUCUGAUCACAGUUAAUUUGAGAACUCUUUAAGUUCACGUUAUACAAAAUGAUUUACUGUAUUAUACUUUUCUUUUUUUAUAUAAUGUCUAACAAAAAAAAUACAGCUGCAACAUUUUGAUUCCUGUUAAUU